Molecule: messenger RNA, 4294 nt
Organism: Polistes dominula (European paper wasp)
Lineage: Eukaryota; Metazoa; Arthropoda; Insecta; Hymenoptera; Vespidae
Gene: Nbr
Product: exonuclease mut-7 homolog
Biological process (GO): nucleobase-containing compound metabolic process
Molecular function (GO): nucleic acid binding; 3'-5' exonuclease activity
Source: RefSeq, a predicted model, not a curated record
CCUGUAAACCAAUUACAAUAUAAAUGGAGUAUCUAUAACAGCUUAUGAUUUAUGCAAUUUUUGAACGUAUUUAACAAGGAAAAGAUAAAUUAGGGUCAUGAUAAAGGCUUUUUUUUCCAAAUAGUGGUAAUCAAAAGUAACGCUUUAAAAUAAGAUAAUUGUAUUCUGUUAAUCAACAUUUUGAUGACUAAGGUUAAAAGUACCAAAUAAAAAUUUGUAACGUAUGUCACGAGGCAAUAUUACAGUACAAGAAUCAUGGCGCAAGCGAUGGUAAGCAUCACAAAUGAAUCAACCCAUCACAUGGCAUCUUGUCAAGAAAAUUCCGAUGAAGAUUUAUUCUUCAAAACUAUAGAUGAAGCUACAAAAAUCUGGCUUAAAACUUUGUAUCAUAUGUGGAAAUUAUGGAAAAAAUCUACAGCAAUUAACAAAAUAUUAUUUGAUUAUUUUGAUACCGCUCCAAAUCCUUAUUUGAGUACAUUGAGGAUUUUAGUAAAUAUACCAGAUUUUAAACAAGCAAAAGCAGGAUCGACUCUUUCCUUUACAGUUAUAGAAGAAUUUUCAAAAUGGUUAGUACUUCAAAAGGAUAACUAUAAGGAAUGUUUGGUUCCUGAUAUGAAAAUAGCAGCUUUUAAAUUACUCAAUCUUCAUAAAAAUAUACAAUUUGUUAAAAUGGUCUCAAAUAUAUAUGAAUUUAUUGAACAUAAAGAAUUGUUUUUAGAAAUGAUUCAGAGUAUGAUCGAUAAAAAAAAGUAUAAAGAAGCGGCACAAUAUAUAACUAUGUUAAAGUUACAGUCAUGUUAUGAUGAUCCAGAAGUACUAUUACUGCCUCUUAUUUUACAAAAUAAGUUAGUUAUUGUAGAAGAUUUUUUAUUUGAAUAUCCAAAUAUACAGAAAAUAUUGAUAUCGUACUUGGAUAAUUUAGUCGCUCUAGGAAAAGAUAUGGGUAAUAAAUUAGAUCAAUAUAUUCAAGAAAAUGAUAUACCUGACUUCAAAGUUGAAACAAUACAAAUGCGACCACUAACAAAAUUAAUAUCGCGUUUUGUUAAGCUUUAUAAUAUUCCACCAGAAUUGUGUCCAAACUUAAAUCGAAGACAGAAUAAAGGUGCAUUACAAUUUCUCAUUCAUAAACGGUUUGAUGAUAAAAGCUUAAAUACUGAAAGUUGGAGAGAAAUGAUAAAGGAAGCAGUAGGAAAUGACAAAGAGUUGCAAUUAGAGUGUGUCAAAUUAUUAUCCUGGUUAGGUGAGACUAAAGAAAGUUUCUACUGGGCUAAAACGUUUAAUAUUCCUAAAGUUAAAUGGUCAUGGGACAUUUGUUUACACGCAGAUAAUCAUCCUGAUGAUAUAAAUGCGGGUGCUUCUACUAGCAAAGAGGAAAAUUGCGAGGACAGUUCAGCUCAGUAUCAUACUUUAAAAUUACCUAGAGACGCAAUUAAACUUAUAGAUAAUCCAAGAAAGUUUGAAGAAUUUCUUAAUAAUGGUUUAAGUGGAAUUAAUAUUGUUGGUAUUGAUUCUGAGUGGAAACCAACUUUUGGUAUUAAAAAGACCCAAUUAGCUCUAAUACAAAUAGCAACCAAGACAAAUGCAUAUAUAAUAGAUGUUAUUAGUAUAGGAAGCGAACUUGAUCAAUUAUGGACAGAAUUCAAUUUAUUGUUAUUCGAAAAUAAACAUAUCUUAAAACUAGGUUUUGGAAUAGCUAACGAUAUAUUAAUGAUACGCAGUUGUCUACCAGCUAUUUCAAGUAAACUUAAUGGACAAGGCUAUAUAGAUAUAUUAUUUUUGUGGAGAAAGCUUGUAAGUAAAUACAAGUUCGAAUUUCCUCAUAAAGGUGAUACAAAUUUUACGAAUGAAAGUUUAAGUAAGUUAGUAGAAAUAUGUCUUGGGGCAAAGUUGGAUAAAUCAGAUCAAUUUUCCAACUGGGAGCAACGGCCACUAAGGGAAAGUCAAAUAAAAUAUGCCGCAUUGGAUGCAUAUUGUCUCUUGGAAAUCUAUGAAACUUUGGCGAAUAAAUGCAUAAUAGAAGACAUACCAUUUCAUGAUAUUUGUACAGAGUUACAGCACAUUCCAAAUACAAAUAGCAAAAAAUCUCCUACAAAAUGUCCUAAAAAAUCUCCAAAUAAAUUAAAACUGGAAUCAGCUCCUCUCCCUAGCAAAAAAGAAAAUUCUCAAAAUGAGGGUAAUUUAAAACAAUCGAAAAAAGUUCAACGAAAGUAUUAUCGUGUUCCAAUACGUAAAAAUUUCAAUCUGCAAGAAAGUAAAGAAAAACAACUAUCUCUUGUAUAUUCACAAGAUCAAUCUCUGGUAUAUACACCACCAACACCAACACCACCACCACCACCACCACCAAAUCAAUCCAUCGUAAAUCCACAAAAUCAUCCUAUAGCAGCACAUAAAUGGCGUGUUGUAUGUGAUACAAUGUUGGGCGGUUUAGCAACUAAAUUACGUAUGUGUGGAUGCGAUUGUUUAUAUUUGUUUGAUAAGGGGGGAGAACGAACUGCUAAAUUAGCAGUGGAAGAUAAUAGAAUUUUAUUAACACAAAGGCGUAAGCAAUAUUUACCAUUAACGUAUUGUUAUAAAGUUAUUUCAACCAAACCUAAUGAGCAAUUGCGUGAAGUGUUAAACCAUUUUUCUGUCAUUGUUACACAAAGGGAUAUAUUCAGUCGAUGUCUAAUUUGUAAUAGUGAUGAAUUUGUUGAAGUUCCGAGAGCCUCGUUUGAAAAACUUGUUGAAAGUUAUAUGAAAAUAAUUAAGCAACAAAAUAAUCAUUGUGUUAAAUUUGAUGGAGUUUUGCCUGGAAAUAAAAAACAAAUACAUCAUGAUACUAACAAAAUCGAUAAAGUUAGUAGUAGUAAUGAUAAAUAUAGGAAACAAAAUCGUGAACGCAGAUGGAUUCUUAGUAGAAAUACUAUAAAUAUGGAAACGUGUACAACCGUAUAUAAUAUCCCAGUACAAUUUAAUAAAGUUCCAUUCCAAACACCGAGGAGUAUACAAUUAUUUUAUAUCUGUGAACAUUGCGGAAAUAUUUAUUGGAAUGGAACACAGUCAGAGAGAAAACUUAACUCCACUUUUAAAGACUUGAUUAUAAAGGAAUAAUAAGAAAUAUAACAUACGUAUAUGUUUAAAUGUGAGAUAGAUUCUCGAAGAAAAUAUACUUGAGGACUAAUAUGAAGCACAAAUCAAAAUUGUCCUUAUCGGUUAACAACUUCGAGCCAACGAUAAGUAAUUGUUCCUAGUAUUUACAGCGCCAAUUGUAUAGACGCUUUACUGUCACUGGUACCCUGAUUCGAAUAUAUUGUUUAUAUAUGAAGAAAGGCAGAAAAUAUUAUCAUAGUAUAUCUCGUUAUCGUUCUUCCUUGCAUUUAUAAAAUACUUUGACCCAUUUGCUUCUGAGCUCUAAAUAGAUUUUACUAGUCCAUUCACUGGUUUUAUUUUUAACUAUUUUCCUUCCAGCGAAUGGACUAUGUUAUUAUUGCAUUAACAGCUUUCAAUUUUUAUAUCCAGUGCUUGAUAAUAAGUGACAUAUAAAAAUAUGUUUGCAAAUUGCAGAAUGCAAUUUACAGAUGCAAACGGGUUAAUAUGAAUGAAUAACAUAUUUUCAUUGAGUCUAUUUCAUUUCAUUCGCGAAUGUAUAAUUGCACUUUUGUUUCAAGAAAGAUACCCUAAUUGUAAUAUUGAAAAUAUGAAAUGUUGAAUAGAUUAUAACGCAAUAUACAGAUAUAUAUCUUAUAUAUCUGUUAUUGAGACAAAUUUUUAAUAUAUUUGAAAAAUAAUAUUAUUAUUUAAAGAUUUUUAACGAUUAGUGAUUGAACAGAAAUAAUUGAAAAAUUAGUCAUUUUGUAUACGCAUUUGUACGUGUUUUUGUUGUUUGUUUAGAAGUACAAGAUAAUGCGAUUUUAAUUUUAUAUAUAUAUAUGAUGGAGUAUAUUUUAAUUACUCAAAUAAUAUAUAGCGAUUGUACAUGUAUUAUUGUACAAAAUCAACUUGUAUUUAUAUUUUUUAUCAAUUGAAAACAGAUGAAUAUGCGAUGACAAAUUUUGUAUGUAAUAAAUUGUUUUAUUUUCAGUUUUUUAAAUUGUACGAGAUGUAGGUUCAAAUUUAUGUAUGUGAAGAUGAUUAACAAACUGAUAAUAAUUACAAAAAUGUAAUCAUUUAUAGAAAUAUAAUUAUUCUUUUUACUUUAUAAUGAAAAUUAUAAGAUACUGGUAAAAAUGUUGACUUUGUUCCUUAGAGUAGAUGAUGACAUAAUGAAAAACAGCAUUAAUAAUUUAUCAAUUUUAUUAUAAUUUUUUUCUUUAUU